This is a messenger RNA of Carassius auratus (goldfish), 2235 nucleotides long. RefSeq names its product rho-related GTP-binding protein RhoU-like. Gene Ontology annotation, biological process: small GTPase-mediated signal transduction. The record is from RefSeq and is a predicted model, not a curated record. Bases 352 to 1113 code for a protein of 253 amino acids. The transcript is spliced from 3 exons. Lineage: Eukaryota; Metazoa; Chordata; Actinopteri; Cypriniformes; Cyprinidae. Gene Ontology annotation, molecular function: GTPase activity; GTP binding.
GUUCUGUCUCAAAUUCUAGUCAGCCUCAGAAGCCCAUCUAAUAGGCGGCUGAUAUGCAUCGAGACACACACAGCCACAGUGUUUGGGAGUAAAGUGCUCGUUCAGAUCGAGGACGUAACGCCAGUGUACGUGUGGGCUAACUAUUUAUUUUUGCUUCAGAGUUGUUUUGUUUUAUAUCCAGAUAAAUGAAACACUUAUUGAUUUGAAAUGUAGAUUUAAUCGGAUUUUCCCCCUUCUAAAAUAAAUGGACAUUGCAGUGAAAUCGGAGAUAGUAUUCCGCUCUCUCAUUCACAAGUGCGAUGAAUCGCCGAAACUGGCGUUAAACCUCCUGGAGAGUCAGUGUUUUCAGCGAUGCCUCCGCAGGGAGGUGGAGAAUAUAAGCCUGUUCCAGGUACGGUUGUGCCGCCAGUACCCCCGAGGAGAUUCAGGAGCAGAGAUUUGUCUUCCGCGGUAAAGAGCCGCUUCGGAGCGGCAGCGGAGCGCAGGGUGAAGUGCGUGCUGGUCGGUGAUGGUGCAGUGGGUAAAACUAGUCUCGUUGUGAGCUACACCACCAAUGGAUAUCCCACAGAGUAUGUUCCAACAGCGUUUGACAACUUUGCAGCGGUCGUAGCUGUGGAUGGCAAGCCUGUGAAACUUCAGCUUUGUGACACAGCCGGUCAGGAUGAGUUUGACAAGCUCCGGCCGCUGUGUUACACCAAUGCUGACGUCUUCCUUCUCUGCUUCAGUGUGGUAAGUCCCUCCUCUUUCCAAAAUGUGAGGGAGAAGUGGGUGCCUGAGAUCCGCCAGCACUGUCCGAGGGCACCGAUACUGUUGGUGGGCACUCAGGCUGACCUCCGGGAAGACGUCAAAGUGCUCAUCCAACUGGCCCAGUACAAAGAGCGGCCGGUGGACCCCCAGGAGGCCUGCAUGUGUGCUGAGGAAGUGCAGGCCAUCUCGUACAUGGAGUGUUCAGCGCUCACCCAGAAGAAUCUGAAGGAGGUGUUUGACACCGCUAUAGUGGCCAGUGUCCAGUACUCGGACAGCCAGCAGCAGAAAAGACUGAAGAAGCGGACGCCCGAUAAAAUGAGGAAGCUCUCCGAGUCCUGGUGGAAGAAAUACUGCUGUUUGGCGUAGAUGUGAGAAUAUGAUUGCGCACUGUUGAUGUGAAUGCGGUUAGACUGGAACUGGCUUUUAUGAAUAAAAAUGGACGCAGCUCCAUCUGCUUUAUGAGACCGUGUUGGUGGAUUAUCUGGAGCACAUGUGGUCAUGAAAUUAAUCUUUUUAAAAAACAUCUGCCUGCUUUAUGAUGAAAUGGAAAGAUUCAUAGAGCCUCAAAGUUGUUCCGCUUCAUUUUAGGAUCUGCUCUUCAUUUGGAAAGUCCCAAAUUAACCUCAAAUACUCAUGUGAACAAUUUAGGGUGAGAGUCAUCUGUCUUUCUUAACCUUAUCUUUUGUUGAAGAGGGUUUCAAGUGGACUUAAGGAUUGUUUUUCUAUCAAAGAUGUAGUUUAGACUGCCAGAACUUUCCUUCUUCAUUCAGACUCUGUCAAAGCAACCCUAUUGGUUCGUCUGCGCAAAACCGUAGCAUUAUAUUAGUGCUUACAUGAACGGAAUUGUUUGCCUUUGUUAUUCCUCUGUCUUGGAAGAGGAGGGAUCCAGAGCGGGUUCAGUCUGAGAUACUCAAGUGCUCCUUCAUGUAUCUGUCAAAGAAUUAAGUGUGAUGUAGAGUACAAGCAGAUGCUUGGACACACUAUCACCUUGACAUCACUGACAUUUACCUUGUUGUUCUCUGAGGGUGAAUGAUUGUCCAUUUCAGAGACGGCUGGACGCUGGCACAUCUCUCUAGGCUGUCUUGUUUACAUUUGGAGUUGAGUCCAGACCCAAACAUGCUGUGAGGUCAGGGUUUUUUAGAGUAAGUACACCUUACUAGGCCAGUUGGAUUGUAUAUCUGGUCACUGAACCUGGAGUUUCAUCAAAAAGUGUUUUGAGUGAAGCAUUUCAGUGCUGUCAUUGAGUUAGAUGUUAUUGGGUAUUUAUAGGAAUAUACUGUAAUGUUCAUAAGUUUGGGGUUGGUAAGUUAGAUUUUUUUUAUGUUUGUGAAAGAAGUCUCUUGCUCACUAAGAUUGCAUUUAUUAUAAGCUGUAAAGACAGUAAUGUAAAAUAUUACUACAAUAAACAGUUUUCUAUUUUAAUAUAUUUUAAAAGAUAAUUUAUUCAUGUGAUGACAAAGCUGAAUUGUCAGCAGCCAUUACUCCAGU